Molecule: messenger RNA, 2000 nt
Organism: Ectocarpus siliculosus
Lineage: Eukaryota; Phaeophyceae; Ectocarpales; Ectocarpaceae
Source: the annotation of a GenBank genome assembly
CAGUUUACCCUACAGGGUGUGUCGCCAUGCGUGUUGCUGUGGUGUCUGGAGCAGCGCUACGAUCUCUUGCUGUUCUCGGUGCACGCCAAGGCCGGGGACGGGCAACUGUUGCCUUCCUUGCAGGGGCAGGACGACAGCAGCGGUCGUGGACGACUUCCGCCCUCGUAGCGACUCCCGGAGGUGGCGCUAGCAGUUCAUCGACCUUUGGCCGCAAGGCCGCCAGCUGUGGCGCUGCCUCUCAAGCGACACGCGGGGGAGCCGUGUCGUCCAAGCAACGGGCAAUGGCGUCGAUGUUGGCUUCUUCUUCCACGCCCGAAGAGCCCAACGAAGCCGCCGCCGGCGUGUGCGCUGAAGUCAUCACAGUGAUAGCCGCUGCGCAGGCUAGAGGAGUGGAGAUCAGCACCCUUCUCUGUACUCACAAACACUGGGACCAUUCGGGCGGCAACGAAGCCAUGAAGAAAAUGAUCCCAGGCUUGGAGGUCGUGAGCUCGGCUUACGAAGAAGGCGUUCCCGCGAUGACGCUUGCCUUGAAAGACCGCGAAGAGUACGCCCUCGGCUCACUGACGGUGAGGGCGUUGCACACCCCUUGCCACACGCGAGGACACGUGCUGUUCUUCGUCACGAGCCCGGCGGCGGCGGCGGCGGCGGGGGCGGGGGCGGGGGAAGGGGGAGAUGGGGCGGCUGCGCCGCUGGUGUUCUCGGGAGACACCCUCUUCGUGGGUGGCUGCGGACGUUUCUUCGAGGGGGAUGCCUCGCAAAUGUCCAACGCACUCCAAGGCGUCGCGGCAUCGCUUCCGGGCGCGACCCGAGUCUUCUGCGGCCACGAGUACACCGUGAGUAACCUGCAGUUCGCCAAGUCGGUGGAGCCGGAGAACUCUGCGGUGUUGGACAAGCUGGAUUGGUCGAGGAGGGUCUUGGCGAAAGGGGGCUACACAGUGCCGUCAACGAUAUCUCAAGAGCUGAAGCACAACCCUUUCAUGCGCGUCGAUGAGACGGCCGUGCGAGAGGCCACGGGGAGCGGGGAUAGCGUAACCGCCAUGAAACGGUUGCGAGAGAUGAAGAACAGUUUCCGACCGCCACCUGAAAAUCCGGGACGAUUCCCCGCACUGUGACGACCACGCCAGCGACGUAUGCUACGGGGGACGAUGCGCAACGUUCCUACCUUUCGCGAUGUCGGGCUCGACCAUGCUGUAGCGGCUGCCAGGUUGUGGGUGGAUUGGGGGAGUUUGCUUAUUAAGGGGAGUCGUCUCCGUUGAUGACCGUACGACAUUUGACCAGUACUGGUACUGGGCCCCAGUCGGUUUUCUGGCAGUUCCCGACAAUUCCAGGAGGAGCAGACGUUACGUUAUUUCGGUGAUAACGUGUUUAAUUUUUAGGACUACUGUACUGUACCCUCCCAACGAAAUCCCCUUCGUAAUUAUCGUCGAGGGAAGAUUUUUUGUUUUUUCAAGAAGUAGUCUCUAGACCCGUAGAUACAUGUCCAGGAUGAAUUCGCAGUGGACUGAAAUCGCUCACGAACUUCCGAUACCUGGCCUGUAGACAGCAGGAAUUAGAAAUUUAUAGUGUAGUAGCCAAUCACAUCCUGUGUUCGUGCAUCUCGAAGCACUUUCUCUUGCAGGCGGCGGGUGCCUGUCGUUCUGAUGUGGAGCUGUCAGUACCUACUCCAGUGCUCCAGGAGGAGUCGUCGCGUUCAAGUCACCGUACGCCAACAACAACAACCCAGAAGCACUGCCGCUGUGUGUGGUGUUCGGCAGUGCCAAUAUUGGUUGUUCGUAGUGUAAGUCUAGGGGAAAUAUAUAUGCGAAUUCUGUUUUUUCGAUUUUCGAGCCCAAUCUGCACACACACAAGAAACAGCAGUGGCCGAUAAUGCAGGCCCUGGGUGGUUCAGUCGGUCAGUCACCUCGCAUCCUUCUGACUUGGACGUGUUUUCGAAUUUCGGUGCGGUCACACGAACUGGGAUUGGUUGUGAUUGUGAGAACAAUACUGCAACAUUCUCAAAC